This is a messenger RNA of Protopterus annectens (West African lungfish), 3079 nucleotides long. Its product is annotated as NXPE family member 4-like. The record is from RefSeq and is a predicted model, not a curated record. Bases 390 to 2054 code for a protein of 554 amino acids. Lineage: Eukaryota; Metazoa; Chordata; Ceratodontiformes; Protopteridae. The transcript is spliced from 6 exons.
UAGUGGAACACCUAUUUAUCUGCCAAAGAUCUGUGUAUUUGUUAUGGUUGUGAGCAGUAUUAACAAUAUUCAGCAUUCAAAUGAAAAAAACAGGUUGCUGUUUUAUAAUACUGCCAGCCUAGCACCUAAACCUACAGGUAAAACAUUCUGUAAAACUGCUUGAACUAGAAGCUAAAUCUGCACGACAGGCUUCAGAAUAUUUCCUGAAAUUACAAAUUUUACCGAGUGCUGUAGUACAGCUGAACCAGGAAGUAGCAUGCAUGCUUUGCACUGAGAGAGUUUGUAUUUGCUUCCACAUAGCAGGCAUCAGCCAUCAAGAUGAAGACUUCAUAAUUCACAGGUACCUUUGGCUAGCUCCUGGACUUACCUACCUGUCUGACUGUUGAGCCAUGGAAAGUAAAACUGUGAGGAUGGGUCACAUUUUCCUUUUAGUAUUAGUGGCAACAACAUGUUCCUUCAUCAUGAUUGGAAUUACUUGCCUCUAUUGGAACAGCCAGUGUACACUACUGGAGUCUGAAAACUUGGAUAUUCUGUUGGAGAAAACGUUUUGGCACACUGUCCCAUCUGUUAUAGCUGCACUCAGGAAAGAAUCUGCUGUUCUGUUUCAGAAUCUUUCUUCAAGCGAGCCUUGCCUGGAUUAUUUGAAUUUUAAUAAAAGUUCCAGUGGGAGACACAGUAGAUAUUAUCUGUCCACACCAUUGAAUACAUAUAGUGUGGGGGAAGUUAUUUCUAUCUAUGUGAAAAUGUAUGAUCAUUUAGGACAAAAAAUGUCAUCAGGAGGGGACUUUAUAAUUGCUAGACUUUACAGCAACAUAUCUGUUGCUGGGACAACUGGAUCAGUGUUGGAUUUAAACAAUGGAGACUAUUUAAUUACAUUCCCACUAUAUUGGGAAGGAAGGGCUUGGAUUUCUGUUAAACUGUACCAUCCAGCACAAGCUAUCUCUCUUUUGCGAAUGCUCAGAGAAAACUUCAGUCAUCGAUCGGCAUUUAAAGGCAUUUUUGUUUUCAAACACAUGAGAGAAGAAACAAACUGUAGCUGCGAUCAGUCUGUUCCAACCCCCUUGUGUGAUUUUACAGAUAAAACUUCAGAGGUGCCGUGGUUUUGCAGUAAACCUCAGGAACUGGAGUGCGAACACUUAAAGUACCUUCAGUGUUAUACUUCAGAAGAGUAUUUGUUAAAUGAAGAAGAAUCAAAGCUGCUGAACAGUGACAAUAUUUUGAUGGAUAUCCUACCAGCAGGACCAGCAUCUAUUUUUGUGAAGGGCAAAGCCAGAGAUACCCCACAGACGCCAUGUGUUGUCAAACCACUUAAACUUAGGCACUCAAAUGGAUUCGUCUUCAAUGGAAUUUGGUCUCCUGCUCAGUGCCAGAUGCAGUCUUUUCAUUCAGAGAGUACUGCUGUGCAAUGUCUAAAAGGAAAACAGAUUUAUCUCAUUGGUGACUCAACAAUUCGCCAGUGGUGGGACUACCUAGUCAGACUUAUUCCAUCUCUGAAUGUUUUUCAUCGUGGUAAAAUUAGAAGGACAGACAGGCAUUUGGCUUUGGAUUUUGUAAAUGACAUCUACCUACAAUGGACACCACAUGAGCUGCCCUGGGAAACAGGAGAAGAGUAUAUUUUUCUUAAUAUGCAACCCACAGUGAACCAGAUAAACAGCCUCUUUGGAGGUCCAGAGUACAUUAUUGUUUUGUCCGUUGGGGCUCAUUUUACCCCAUAUUCACUAAAACUCUAUAUUGAGAGAUUAAUAAGAAUUAGAAAUGCUCUGAAGAAUCUACUUACAAGAAACUCUGAAACUACAAUAAUCCUCAAAACUAUCAACACAAGAAAAGUGUACACAGAUAUACUAUUCCGUAGUGACUGGCUAAGUUACCAGUUGAACAAAGCUCUCUUUGAAAUCUUCAAAGGUAUGAACGUUGGUCUGAUAGAUGCCUGGGACAUGACUAUAGCAUACAAUUCUUGGGCUGCUCACCCACCUCUGCAGGUGGUUAAAAAUGAAGUGGACCUUUUAUUGUCUUACAUCUGUUCCAAGAAAAAAAAUCACACCAAUGUACUAUGAGUUGCACAAAUUUGAAGAAUGAAACAUUCGGCCUUGCAUAUUUAAAAUGUUUUACUUAUUUUUUUAUGUACUAGUGUUCUACAGAUGGAGGCAGAGGGUCAGCUGCUACAGGUGUAAGCUGCUGGAGGAGUGGCUGAUACUAUGGAAGAGGUACAAACGAAUUCCGUAGCCAUAAUCAUAACUGUGGCUGCUUAAGUUACAGUCAAUCAGUUGUUAUGUAUUAGGAGCUGUAAAAAGGAGCAAAGAACUAUAACAGCAGUACAUUAAACUCUGUAAAAAUUCUUUCUAUGUUCAGUGAACAGUGGGGCAGUUUUAUAACUCUUUGCUGCAGUUUAGCAAAGGUGUUUGACGCAGGAAACUGCUACAUAUAUACAUUAACAGCUAUUUACAUAGUAGUUUACUAUAUCAAACACCUUUGCUGCAGUUUAGCAAAGCUGUUUAUAUACAUAAACUAUUAUGUAUAUACAUUAACAGCUCUUUGCUAAGCCUGAAAAUGUUUUUGUGGUCCUCAACCCUGAGGAGAGAGAAUUCUUUUUUUGUCCUUAACUUCAAACAGUGCAGGCAAUGGAGACACUGCUUGGGGCCACAUCCGACUAUGAUACAGCUGUGCCUUUCAGAAUGUUUCAUAUGUCCCCUAUUCUCAGAAAGCCAUUAGUGAAAUGCUUUCUCCUCUGGGUGACUAGAAAGACAUAGGUUGGUCUUCAGAAAGGCUUACCAUGUGGAGCAUGGCAUCUUUCUGAUUGUUAGGCCACCCUACCAUUGAGGUUGUCCACUCAUUGGACUGAGGGUGGUCUCACAGGCAAAGCUACAUAAUAGUGUAGUAGUCUGGAGAAGUAAUUAAUGAAAAGGAAGAAAUGGUAACCUCUGCCCAAACAUGGAGGUCAGUCAUUCACUCCUACUGGAAAACUUGCAGUGCAGGUAAUUUCAGCAAAGACAUUGGAGUAGAGGAUUAGUGCAUGUAUGUGUAUGUGCAUGUUUGUAAGGGCAUGAACAAAACUUAAUGAGUGUGUGUGUGUGUGUGUGUG